Messenger RNA from Leguminivora glycinivorella, 1471 nucleotides. RefSeq names its product tRNA (adenine(58)-N(1))-methyltransferase non-catalytic subunit TRM6 (gene Trmt6). The record is from RefSeq and is a predicted model, not a curated record. NCBI's taxonomy places the organism in Eukaryota, Metazoa, Arthropoda, Insecta, Lepidoptera, Tortricidae. The transcript is spliced from 2 exons. The coding region runs from base 76 to 1398 and encodes 440 amino acids. Gene Ontology annotation, biological process: tRNA methylation. Gene Ontology annotation, cellular component: nucleus; tRNA (m1A) methyltransferase complex.
ACUGCUGGUACACGAUAUAGUUUAUGUAUUUAUAACGAGUAUUAACUGUAUUAAAUAUAUCUUAAAUUUAUUAAAAUGACGCCCGAUAACACAAUACGUGUGGGAGAAUACAUAGUUAUACAGAAGCAAAAUUAUAGAAAGCUACACAAAUUCAAUAAAGCGGACUCCUGUAUCAACAUUGGCCGCGAUAGCGUUAAUCUAACUGGUAUAGAAGGCUGCAGGUUCCAUUCUGUGUUUAAACUUAUCCCAAAAGGCGGUAAAAGGACUAAGGAGUUCUCUGUACAGUUAACAGAAGAGGCUGGCGAUUUAAAAGACGAAAUCAACGUCAAAACAUCAGGCACGGAUAACAGAAACAUUUUCGAUGAUGGACAAUCACAAAAAUUAUCUUAUUCCGAGAUUGAGGAACUGAGAAACGACGCUAAAAAGGCAUCAGAUAUUGUAGAAACUUUGAUAUCAAAUUCAAACACUUUUUCAAACAAAACUGAAUUUUCUCAAGAGAAAUAUUUAAGGAAAAAGGAGAAGAAAUAUUUUGAGUACAUUCAAAUCCUUAAGCCGAAUCUACGCAUGAUUUCAGAGAUAAUGUACAAGUUGGAGCCAGGGAAAAUACAAAAUAUCCGUAUUGAUACACUAUCACAGAUUAUUACAGCUGUUAACAUACAAUCGGAAGGAGUCCAUCUCUUAUAUGAUUCAGGCUCAAACGGAUUGCUAGCAGCUGCAUUAUUAAGUGCUAUAGGCGAAUCUAAUGAUGGAAAGCUAAUACAUAUGCAUCCAGGCAACAUGUCGCAGAAACAAGCGUUGUUAGCUAUGAAUUAUAAAGAGGAACAAUUAGGCAGAUGUAUCUCUGUGAAUAUUUACUCUGUGUUAAGACAGUAUUAUCAAGGUUGUGACACACAUGACACAAAUGAGAAAACUGAGCAUAACAACUUGAAGAGAAAGGCUGAGGAGAGUCCUGCUGAAAUUGAGAGUAAAAUACCUAAACUUGAAGAAAAAUCACAACCAGAUACAGAGGAAAAAAUUGUUGAUAAUUCAGAAGUAAAAGAAAAUGAUAAACCGAAAGAGUUUAAAAAACCUAAAUGGCAUUUUGAUAACAUUAAUGCAGCUGAAUUGCUAAAAGGCAAAGUGGAUUCUCUAGUGAUUGCUUGUAAAGAGGACCCGCAGAAUUUAUUUGAUGAACUGGUGAACUUUGUGAAGCCCGGGCGGCCAUUUGCAAUUUACUAUACUGUGGCAGAGCCAUUGCAGAAAAUGUACAUGAAUUUAAAGAUAAGAAGUAAUGUUGCUGCACUUAAACUGACUUGUAAUUGGAUGAGGAACUAUCAGGUUCUGCCAGACCGGACCCACCCAGAGGUGAUGAUGAAUGGAGCCAGUGGCUUCAUUUUAACUGGCUAUGUUUUAAAAUAAAUUUAAAAAUAUCUACGUUUAGUUUCAUUCAACACUAUCUCUGCCUGCAACAUAAGUUUGUAUAAAAAUAUGA